Messenger RNA from Aricia agestis (brown argus), 2105 nucleotides. RefSeq names its product leukotriene A-4 hydrolase. The transcript is spliced from 11 exons. The record is from RefSeq and is a predicted model, not a curated record. Gene Ontology annotation, molecular function: metallopeptidase activity; epoxide hydrolase activity; zinc ion binding. Gene Ontology annotation, cellular component: cytosol. The coding region runs from base 1 to 2034 and encodes 677 amino acids. Gene Ontology annotation, biological process: proteolysis; peptide catabolic process. NCBI's taxonomy places the organism in Eukaryota, Metazoa, Arthropoda, Insecta, Lepidoptera, Lycaenidae.
AUGGCUGUCAUUGGAAACUUCAUACCUGUUGUCACGCGGAAUUUUCGUUUGCCUUUGCGAAAUUCUAUAUUUACAAAGAAUUAUCGGCAGUAUUCCAUUCCAGUAACUAAAAUUGCUAUUCGGUGUUGUAACACACUUGAUAGAAAAUUACAAGUUGCAUCUCCAACCUCCCAAAUUAGACUACAGAGAGUUCAUAAUCAAUCUCAAGUAAUGGGUCCGCUGAGUCCAUUAGAUCCAUCAUCUUUCUCUAGACCAGAGUUAGCUGUUAUCAAGCAUAUUGACUUAUCUUUAAAAGUAGACUUUGAGAAGAAAGUUCUUAAAGGCAUUGCUAAUUUGAAAGUUGAAGUUUUGGAUAAUAUUGAAGAACUGGUUUUAGACUCAAGUGACAUAUCUAUAGAGUCAGUAGAAUCGGAGGAUGGUACUCCACUGAAGUAUACUCUGGGUGAGGUGGUACCAAAUUAUGGUUCCAAGCUGUCUAUUACACUUCCGGAACCUGGAGUUUCGGGGCAAAAGUUGAACAUUAAGAUCAAGUACACCACUUCGCCCUCUGCAACUGCUCUGCAAUGGCUGGAGCCGAACCAAACUUCUGGAAAGAAACACCCUUACUUGUUCAGCCAAUGUCAGCCAAUCCACGCACGCUCCAUCGUGCCAUGCCAGGACACGCCGGCUGUGAAGUUCACAUAUACAGCGGAGGUGUCAGCACCUGAAGAGUUUACUGUGCUAAUGAGUGCCAUUAGAGGAGAGAGUAAAGUGGACAAGACGACGUUUAAACAGCCUGUGCCGAUACCGGCGUACCUACUGGCUAUAGCCGUCGCUGUGUUGGAGUCCAGGCAGCUUGGGCCCAGGUCCCACGUGUGGUCGGAGAAAGCCGAGAUCGAGCGCAGCGCGUUCGAGUUUGCGGAAACUGAGAAGUAUUUACAAGCGGCGGAACGGCUGUGCGGGCCGUACGUGUGGACGCAGUAUGACCUGCUAGUGCUGCCCCCUUCCUUCCCGUAUGGGGGCAUGGAGAACCCCUGUUUGACGUUUGUGACCCCUACGCUGUUGGCAGGAGACAGGAGUCAGGCUGAUGUGAUAGUCCAUGAGAUCAUGCACAGCUGGACCGGAAAUCUGGUCACAAACAGGAACUUCGAACAUUUCUGGCUGAACGAGGGAUUCACGGUGUUCCUAGAGAGAAAAGUCGGCGCUUCUCUCAUCGAAAACGCCGAGGAGGCGAAAAAGAGCAGAGAUUUCCACAGUAUUCUUGGUUUGCAGGAGUUGAAUGAAACUAUCUGCGACACUCUCGGAGUUGAGAGUCCACUAACUCGGUUAGUCCCCGACUUAAGUUCCACUCAUCCUGAUGACGCCUUCUCCAGGGUACCCUACGAGAAGGGCUCACUCUUCCUCCGGUACUUAGAAGAUCUAGUAGGAGGUCCCGAGGUGUUCGAUGACUUCCUUAGAUCAUACCUGAACAAGUUCGCGAGAAAGUCGCUGGACACGGAUCAGUUUAAGGAGCAUCUACUGACGUACUUCAAAGACAAUAAGAACUUGUCGAAUGUGGACUGGAACACGUGGUUACAUAAGAGUGGAAUGCCGCCCAUCAUACCUGACUACGACACAUCAAUGACGAAAGCGGUCACCAGUUUACUAUCGAAGCUCACCGAAGGCGACGCUGCUCUGGACUACUCCGACGUGAAAGCAUUCACACCCCACCAGAUGAUCAACUUCCUUCAAGAGCUGAUAGACAGAGACGCACUGCCUCUAGAAACCCUGAGAGCUCUCGGAGAUGUGUACAAAGUGGCAAGCAGCAAGAACGCCGAAAUUAUAUACAGAUGGUUAAGACUGUGUAUCAAGAGCAAAGACGAGGCUAAACUAAACGAAGUAUUCGCGUUUGUUAACCAACAAGGGCGUAUGAAGUAUGUCAGACCGAUCUAUAGAGAUCUAUACGCUUGGGAAGAUGUCAGAGAGAAGACUAUAGAGAAUUUCCUCAAAAACGAGAAAUACAUGAUGCAUGUGUCAGCGUAUACUUUGAGGAAAGAUUUGCAUUUGACCCAGUAAAUUUUACAAUUUUGAAUCAAUAUAUUUUUAUAGCCGGCAUUUUUAUGUAUUGAUGAAUACAAAUUGUUGAA